CGUCCAUGCAUAAAGACGAACCUCGCUCGCCUCCGCCUCUCCAUCUCAGACGACACAAACGACCACAACAGCGAUGGCUCCCAGCUUCGGUCGCUCCAUUUCCUUCCCGCUGAGCCCGGCGCGAGCCAGUCGGCCCGCGCGCCACGCCCGCUCCAUCAGCCUGCCGGCCUGCCGCUCCCACCCGCUGCUGGCGCACCUGCAGGCUCAGACCGCCGCCGCCCGCGCCUGGGCAACCGCCUCCGCCUCCGCCUCCUCCUCUCCCUCCCCGUCCACCGGCCUCGCCCUCAUCGACGCGCUCCACGCCGCGCUCGCCGAGCUCCUCCUCCUCCCGGAGCCGCAGGCCGCGGUCCGCCGCCCCUCCGCCGCCUCCGACCGCCUCCUCGACGCCUUCCUCCUCCUCGCUGACGCGCACCGCGGGUUCCAGGAGGUGCUGCUCGCGCUGCGGCGCGACGCGGCCGACGCCCGCCUCGCCCUCCGCAGGCGCGACGCCGCCAGGCUCGCGUCCGCGUCCCGCGCCCAGCGCAGGGGCGACAGGGAGCUCGCCCGCCUCGCCGCCAGGUCCGCCGCGCGCCUGCCUGCUGGGGCUGGGCUCGGCGGGAGCGGAACCGCCGAGGAGGCCGAGAUGGCUGCCGCGCUCAUGGACGCCGCGGCCGCCAGCGCCGCCGCCUCCGCCGCCGUGUUCUCGGCCGUCGCGUCCGUGUCUGCCGCCGUGUCGUUGUGCUCGAACAAGAAGGCCCUCGGGGCCUUCGUGGCUGCUGCCUUCGCCAAGAAGCCGGAGACGCCGACGACGGCCGAUGUCGCGCAGGAGAAGCACGAGGAGCUUGAGCGAUGCAUCGACGAGUGCGAGAGCGGCAGCGAGGUGGUGUUCAGGAGCAUUGUUCGGAAUAGGGUUUCGUUGCUCAACAUCCGUACUCCGGCGAUCUAGAGAAUCGAUCUCUCAUCAGUCGCCAUCACAAGUUAGUUAACGACUGUUGUAUACUAUGCUACAUACGUAUAUAUACAGUGUAAAUACACGUUGAAACAAUAGAGAAUAAUAAAUAUAUAUAUGUGCGCAGUUGGAAAUAACACAGAAAUUCAGUCAUCAUGUAUAGCCCCAGGGUAAAUUAUUAAAACUGUACUACUGUAAUUAUCAGGAGGGGGCAUUAUUCAUCAGAUGAAGAA
Molecule: messenger RNA, 1161 nt
Organism: Zea mays
Lineage: Eukaryota; Viridiplantae; Streptophyta; Magnoliopsida; Poales; Poaceae
Exons: 1
Coding region: 74-925 (283 amino acids)
Biological process (GO): root development; shoot system development
Source: RefSeq, a predicted model, not a curated record